Osmerus eperlanus (European smelt) is the source of this 3241-nucleotide messenger RNA. RefSeq names its product heparanase 2 (gene hpse2). NCBI's taxonomy places the organism in Eukaryota, Metazoa, Chordata, Actinopteri, Osmeriformes, Osmeridae. Gene Ontology annotation, biological process: extracellular matrix organization. The record is from RefSeq and is a predicted model, not a curated record. Gene Ontology annotation, cellular component: extracellular matrix.
UUUCCCAAACCGUCUGAUGUCCGGGACCGGGAAGAUGCCCAAGCCGUUCCCGUGCCCCUUCUCAGGCUCAUCCCUGUGGCUGGCAUCCGUCGCUUUGAUGGUGCAGUCCGUGAUCUCCUCCUCCUCCCCUUACCGGAGAACUGUGCCGGGCGGGAAACGACCGGGCUUCAUGGAAAGGACGUUGAUUCUGCUGGACGUCAACACCAGGAGUCCGGUGAAGGUUCUUAACGACAACUUCCUCUCCUUACAAUUGGACCCGUCGAUAAUCAAGGACGGAUGGCUUGACUUUCUAAGCUCCAAACGUCUGGUGACCCUAGCCAGGGGUUUGUCCCCAGCCUACCUGCGCUUCGGAGGCAAACGCACUGACUUCCUGCAGUUCCACAACCUGAAGAACCUUGCUAAGUUCCGCGGACCCGGCCCUGACUACUACCUGAAGAACUAUGAGGAUGAUAUUGUGCGCAGUGACAUUGCCCUGGACAAGCAGAAGGGCUGUAAGCUGGCCAACCACCCAGCCAUGAUGCUGGAGCUGCAGAGAGAAAAAGCUGCUCAAAUGCAGCUGGUUCUGCUCAAGGAGAAGAUCUCAAACAUGUACAGCAACAUCACAAUAACAGAACAAGACUACUGGUUCUCCCUGGUGUUUAAGCGUCUGGUGGGGCCCAGGGUGCUGGCUGUCAGAGUGGCAGGACUGCAGAAGAAGCCCCGACCAGGGAGGGUCAUCCGAGACAAGCUCCGCAUCUACGCCCACUGUACCAGUUUCCACAAUCAUAAUUAUGUACGUGGAUCAAUAACCAUCUACAUCAUCAAUCUGCAUCGGUCACGGAAGAAAAUCAAGUUGGCGGGAACUUUACGGAACAAGACUGUCCACCAGUACCUACUACAGCCGCACGGCACGGAUGGACUCCACGCCAAGUCUGUGCAGCUGAAUGGAGAACGCCUUCUGAUGGUGGACAACGACACGUUCCCCGAGUUGAAGCCCAGGACGUUGAGGGCCGGUCGCACGAUAGCCAUGCCCCCCAUGACCAUAGGCUUCUACGUCAUCAAGAACAUCAACGCAUACGCCUGCAAGAGAUAAUACUGACCCCUGAACCCCCGACUCUGACCCCUACUCACCUUCAACACACAGUUAUACAGACCCCUGACCUCUGAACUAUGACCCGUCCACACCUGAUCCCUGACACCUGAGCUAGAUCCUCUUUCCUUCUCUGAUCCUCGUACCAUGCUCACCCUCCCCUUUUUAAAUAUGUUUCCUGUCUCCUCCCUUAGCUUAACAAACUCCUCCACGGUAGAGCAGAGUAGAGCAGAGUUGAUCCCUGAUCCUUCUUCCAGUCCAAGAAAGGCUUGCCCUUCGUACAUGAACAAGGGUUGCACUGAAAACCUUUCACUGUUCCUCCUCUUCAUCAUCUCUGCUCGUCCUCUUCGUAACCCCUGCUCCUCCUCUUCAUCACCCCUGCCCCUCCUCUUCAUCACCCCUGCCCCUCCUCUUCAUCACCCCUGCUCCUCCUCUUCAUCACCCCUCCUCUUCAUCACCCCUGCCCCUCCUCUUCAUCACCCCUGUUCCUCCUCUUCAUUACCACUAUCCCUCCUCUUCAUCACCCCUGCCCCUCCUCUUCAUCACCCCUGCCCCUCCUCUUCAUUACCCCUGCCCCUCCUCUUCAUCACCCCUGCCCCUCCUCUUCAUCAGCGCUGCCCCUCAUCUUCAUCACCCCUGCCCCUCCUCUUCAUCACCCCUGCCCCUCCUCUUCAUCACCCCUGCCCCUCCUCUUCAUCGCUGUGCUGCAGUACGCCCUCUUGCUGUGACGGAGAUACUGUACUGUUGCGUGCUUCGUGCUUUUUGUUGUGACAGAAACGGAUGGUCUGGAGGCUGUGUUCAUCGCUAAACAUCUUUGAUCAUCCCUGGGUCUUCCAAUGGCCAGUUCCGAGUCUGCCAAGAACAUUCUGUCCUUCCUGGCCUCCUAACAUUCGUUCCUGUUAUUGAAUUUGUCAAGGUGCAGGAAGAGAGGAGAACCUGUAAACCAAAACAACACUGGUUGACCCAAUCUUCUCCAGACAACCCACAGAGCUCUGAGUGUGUGUGUGUGUGUUUGUGUGUGUGUGUGACCUUGUGUGUUGUGUGCCUUUGUGUGUGUUUAUGCAUCUGUGCAUGUACAUGCAUGUGUGGUUGUAUGUGUGUGUGCAUGUGUGUAUUAUAAAUGUCUGUACCUGUGUGAACGGCUACAGUGAGGAAAAAAAAACAUCAAUACAAACAUAGAAACCCAUGGAUUUGUAAUUGUUGUUCAGACAUGGUCAGAUAUUAUGGUCAGAUAUUUUGGUCAACCUUCAAACAUCAAAAGCCUCUCUGCGGACCAUCUCCUGUGUCCAGAUCUCCCCUAUGCUGCUAGCUUUUUUGAUGAAUACUAUCAAUGUUUGACAUCUUUUGUACAGAUUUUCCCUAGCCAGUAUAACUUCUAUGUAAUGUACAUAUGAGACGUUAAAUUUGAAAAAUGCGUGAUUGCGGUGUUUACCUUGGCUAUGUAUACUGUAUACACAUAAUUUAAGUGAGUUUCUAUGUGUUGGUUAUUGUUUCUAGUGCUGUGGAAACAACAAUGACUUCAAUUGUACCCCCCCCUCUCCUUCACCCCAUGUGAACGACUCUCAGUUCAAACCCAAAACCAGACCUUGAAGUUUAGUCAUUUAGUGUUCUUUACAUGUAUACACAUUCUUCAAUUUUACCAUUGUAAUGUCAUGGGAUACUGUUCAAUAUAUGACUGUGUCCUAAAAUGACUCUGCUUUUAUAGCCACAGUCUCUUUGUGUUCAAACAACUUAAUUGUAUUCAUUUUGCAGCCAUUGAUCUGUUGCAGUGACUUCUUUAUCCACGUGGUGAAGAGAGACCUGGGUGGGUUGAGGCAUUGAUGGGACAGGUUGUUGCCAUAUUGCUUUGUCCCAUCCAGUCCUUUCUGAUCAGUGGUCAGUGUUCAUGAAGGGGGAACAGGGGGAAAGGCUGUGUCUGUGAAAUAGCUGUAGAGUACAAAGAGGACUGUGGUGGUUUCAAUCCUGGGUGGUUUCUGUCCGUGAAUCUUAGAUGAUUAUAACGUUCAUCUUUCUCCUCAGAAUGUGUCCAUUGUUCUUGUAGAGGUGUUCAUAUUUCCUGUUUGUUAAGAGAGCAAUAUUUUAUUCUGUAUAGUGUGCAAUCGAGAUCGCAUAUUAUUUUUUUGAAAAAGAAAUUAUUUACACUGAUAAUAAAAUGAACGUAAAAGACGAAAU